AGCACCCUGUCCCCGGACAGCGUGUUGUGUGUCCAUAACCGCCGCGGAGCUCCGCCCGCGCCUUUCUGUGGCGUCAUCCACCUGCGCCCGUGUUCCGGCCGGUCUCCAGGGUUCCCCUUCUGGCCUGAGCCCCACAGCAUUCCCCCCCCCGACCACAGCGCCCUGCCGGUCACCGUUUUAUUUUCCGUACAAGCCCAGCGUAGCAGCGUUUGGCGCCUUGGACGCUCCCCAGUCAUCCCUGCGAGACACCACUUGACUGGCGUUCAGGAGAGAACAUGGAGAUGGCAGAGGAAGAUAAUAGUGGGGAAGAAUACCCACAUGAAAUUCAUGAUUAUCUGUCAGCAUUUGAAAAGUCUCUUGGUUCUGUAGGUGACAUGCUGAAGACUAUGAUGUCUGUUUCUAGGAGUGAGCUUCUUGAAAAGUUGGACCCUCUUGAACAAGCAAAAUUGGAUUUGGUUUCUGCAUACACGUUAAAUUCAAUGUUUUGGGUAUACCUGGCCACUCAAGGGAUCAAUCCCAAGGAACAUCCAGUGAAACAAGAGCUGGAGAGAAUAAGAACGUACAUGAACAGAGUCAAAGAAAUAACAGACAAGAAAAUGGCGUCCAAACUGGAUAAAGGAGCUGCAGCAAGAUUUGUAAGAAAUGCAUUAUGGGAACCAACACCUGAAAAUAAUCCUAAAGUGAAAACUUCUGCUAAGGCAAAAAAGAGAAAAAUGAACUAGUUUUUUAUUUUCCCUUUGGUUUUAUUUUUGUUUAUCAGGUAGGGAGAUAACUAGAAAAUUAUUUUUUAAAUUGUGUUUUGUAUAUGUUUUGCAUCACAUAACUGAUGAAGUAAAACAACAAUUUGGUGAAUAUAUCUUUAGCAAAGAUCUAAACUGUAGGGUCACGUUGCACAGCUUCUGCUGAGUUCUCACCUGUAUAUACACAUGUAUAUCUGAAAGUGAAAGUUGGUCCUUGGAGAUUAGCUUGAAAGCUUGGCUCUUUAAUGAGAACGAACUAAUCAUUUUUGCCAACUCUUUGUAAUAAUAUGCUAUUUCAUGAUUUGCUUCUCAUUCUAAUAAUUUUGGGGGUAAUUUUUGACUGGCUGAAACUGUAUUUUCUUAGUUAUUGCUAAAUUUAAUAUCCGAAUAUUCAGCCAGUCACAAGUGAUGGACAUCUAGUCUGUGUGAAUUGUUUAUGUAGGAGCCACUGGUUUUCAAGUACACCUGUGUAUGUAAUGCUAAAUUCGUAGAGCAUACUAUCCUUUGUAUUGCUUAUAUUAAAUAUACAUGAUGCCUCUUUUUCAAUCUCUCAACUUGAAUUAAGUGCUGUUUAUGGGCUUUUAAUGUUUCCAUGGCCUUUAAGUAUGGAUGAGAGCUUAGUGCUGGCACUGCAAGAUGGACAGGUUAGCAGGGAUUCACUUUGGGAAUGGUGGGAAGCGCGGUCACGUUUUGCUAUUCCCUUUGAUGCUGAGUGUGAAAAGUAUUCUCUAGUACGGUAAAAAGUAUUGAAAUACUGGGCAAAUACCCUGUUUUAUAUAUGCCUUGAUUAAUUUGUACUCCUUGUAGGAGCGUAUGCAUUCUUAAUCUGUUGGGAAUUUGUUCAGGAGAACCUGUUAGUUCAUGUUUCCGUACACUGCAAGCUCACAAAUGAAUAGUACAAAUUUUGGGUUUUUUUGGCGGAGAAGGUCUGCUGUUAUAGGAUAGCUGUGUUGGGGGUCGGGGGUAAAUGCCUGUGAUUAGGCGUGCUCUGAUUUGAAGGGUGGAAGUGCUGACAUCGGGGAUGGGAUGAAUAUAAGUGAAGUGUCACUACCUGCUUGCAAAUGGAGAACCCAGUAUCAGACAUACUGGGUUAAAUAUACUGUUUCCCUGCACCUUGUAUAAUUAAGACCUCAAUCUUGCAAUUUACAAUGUACUGGCAUUAGAGGCAUUCCUGCACAGAGUCCUUUGACUUCAGUGGGGGCUUCUUGGGCACACAGGAGUCUGCCCGUACGUUGUAAAUUGCAGGAUUGGGGCCUCGAACUGGGGCAAAGUGAGUGUAAAAUUCUGUCAAAUCGGAAUGGGUAGCAUUUUACAAUUGCUUUUCACCAGUGUAAAUGACAAUGCAAGGUACAGUGCAAUGGUGAAUUGGGCUCACUGAACCAAUCCUAACAAUCUGUGAUUCACCUGUAAUUUACAUUAGGUCUCUCACCUGUUAAUGUGAAUGAGCAAGAUACACUGAAUUUCUCCGUUACACAUAAUUGAAAGCUAUUGGAUGUGAUAUGGAAAGUUAUUGUUCUCAUAGUUAUCCUGAAGAAUUACACCACCAUGUGCUUACAUAUAGUCUAGACUGAUUAGAGUGAGAUGUUGUAACUAAAGCUAUAUCUCCGUUGACCAUUCAGAAAUCUGUUUUUAAAGGGAAAUGUUUUGAUAAACUGUCCAGUUGUCAGAGUAGCAGCCGUGUUAGUCUGUGUUCUCAAAAAGAAAAGGAGGACUUGUGGCACCUUAGAGACUAACAAAUUCAUUUGAGCUUAAGCUUUCGUGAGCUACAAAUCACUUCUUUGGAUGCAUUCCAGUUGUGUUUAUUAAGCACAAAUGUUAUUAGUUUUGUAUGUUUAGAAAAUGGCUCUGUGAAUGUUAUGAUGAAGAAUAAACAAGCCUAAUUAAAUAUGUAAAUAUCUUUUACGCUGAUUUCUGGAAUAAUUGCUACUGUUCUAACAAAGGAUUUUCCUCCUCCCAAUGGUCAUUCGCAGGCAUAACUUUACUGCCACAAGUAGUCUCAUCAAUUGUCCAUGGGGCCACUCACAUGAGUUAUGUGUGUUAAAGGUGCAUGAAUGUUUGUUUGCUGGAUCAGGGCCAAAAUAAGGACGCUCAAUUCCCUGUGAAAACGGGUAUAUUUAUGUAUAACUGAAUAACUCAGUCAUGCCUCAUCUUUGGCUUAGCGUUAUACCAUUUUUAUUCUUAAGAUAUUUUCACAACUAUUUAAGCUAACGUAUAAUAAAAAUCAAUGGUGUAAAUCAGUACUGUUUGUAAUAGGUGUGGGGGGAACUUACUCCCUUUGGAAGUCUGUUUGUCCUUUUCAGGGCCUCCUAGGUCCUGGUCCUGCAAUGUCCUCCAUGUGGAUGGACCACUCUGCAGGGACCCAUUGACUUCAGUGGGGUUCUGUGUGGGUGCAAAGCUCAGCAGGUACAUAAUUUUUUGCAGGAUCAAAUGUUAGUCUAAAAUCUUAAGUUCUAAAGCCAGCCUGAGGUGUUGACCAAUAUAUGCUAUGCUUAAAAAAUAUGCUUAACAUAUUGAUAUUCUGUGUUUAAUGCAUAUUAAUAUAUGUGGUAUCAAUAAUACAUACUGAUAGGAUUUUUAAGUGUGUGUGUGUGUGUAUAUAUAUAUAUAAAUCACUAUCAGUAUGUAUUAUUGAUACCACAUAUAUUAAUAUGCAUUAAGCACACAAUAGCAAAAUAACAUUACAUUGUACUUAUAUUUCUAGCAGUUACGUGGCUAAUUCAGGCCAUGAUUAAUUGAGACCAUUCAGCAGUUAUAUAACUAAUUCAGGGCACUCAAGCCAAAUAUUGUGUGCUCAAUGUAGAUUAAUAUAUGUGGUGUCAAUAAUGCAUACUGAUGUGAUUUUUAUAUGCAUAUAAAAUCACAUUACAAUAUAUAUGUACAUAAAAUCACAUCAGCAAUGUGUAUUAUUGAUACCACAUUAAUAUGCAUUAAGCACACAAUAUCAAAAUAACGUGCAUAUAGAUUUCUAGCUGUUACAUGGCCUGAAUUAGGCUAUGUUUUUUUAUAAUCCUGUUCACUUAUGCUAAGAGUCCCAUACUUCACAAAUCUGAAGUUCAGCUCUGGCAUUAGAAAAGAAACUUGUCCAAAGACAAAAUAGCUUAAUGUUCUACCAGGACACAAGCCGAGGAGGAACCUUCAUGUACAGUACCUCGAAUGUUAGUAUCCAAAACAAAGAUAAGGAAGGAGCAGAACAAGAAAUUAAGGAACUAGGACGAAUUGGUGGAUUAGAUUUUAGCGACGGGUAAAGUUUCAUAAUUUGUAAAAUCGUCCUAUAAAUACUCCUAGCUAAAAUAUGUAACUUUGGGGCACACCUUCUGUGUAAGGUGAAUGUAACAACUGUGCACAAGACAACUUCCUGGAAAUUGGUAUCAUAUUGAACCUUUCCUCCUUUACUAAACUAUUAUUGACUUUUAGCAGUAAUCCUGGCUGACAUUGGUUUUUAGGCUCUUGAAUGUAUUUCAUACGAAACCAAAGUGUGGUCAAACAAUUGACUAUACAGUUUAUCAACAGAGACAUAGGAUAGUCAUGCAGGAGAUCAGAUUUCUGGGCCAGACCAAUAGUCCUAAGUACAGAAACUAGGCCUAUGGUACAGUGCAAAGAGGAUGGUCAUUAAUGCUCUGUUUACUUAAUUCUCAUCUCUAGUCAGCCUGUGUACAGUAAUACUCCUGGGGGAAUUCUGUGCCACUGCACAUGCGCAGAAUUCAUGUCUGGCACAGAAUUGUUUCUUCAGAAAAUACAUUCUGCCCAAGAAGUACUGCAGUUCUACCUUUUGCCCAUCAGAGGCCACUGUGGCACCAGAACAGCCAGCAGCAUGAACACAGCCAGAUGCAUUCUGGUCUGGUGCCACAGCGCCUCUGUGGGCAAAAGGCAAAACUGCAGCACUUCUUGGGCAGAAUGUAUUUUCUGUCGGGGUGGGGGGGAAUUCUGUGCAUGCGUGGUGGUGCAGAACUCCGCCAGGAAUAGAAAUUCAUCACAGCACCAUGCCCAUGGAGCCAGGAUAGGACAGGCAGAGUGGGGCACACGGGACUGCUGGGGAGGGGGUCACAGACAGGUUCAGAAUGGUUAGUGCAGGGGACAGACUCAGAUACAGGCUCAGGAGCUAGUGGGAUAAUACCAUUGAACCAGAGGCUAAAUGGGAGUGGGGGUGCAAGGCCACAUCAGGGCCGGGGGCGGGGAGGGCUGCAGGGACACAUGGGGAUGGGGGGGCAUAUGGACAGAGGCAGAUGUGCCUGACUCAAUGGGAGAGGCUUGGGAUCAGCCAGGGUCUGCAUGGGGGAGGUUCCCCAACUCCCUAACGAUCCCACACCCCCUCCAAAAAGAAACUGUUCUGUACUUCUCCCACCCACACCCAACAACCCUCCAGGUUCACUCCAGGCUCCUUCCCUCUCCCUCAGCUCCUCUGUUAACCCUGACUCCCCCAAGCUUUUUCAUUGCUUCUGAUGGGUGCGGGAAAUGUGUUUCUGUAUUGUAACUUAAAUAAAUUACUCAAAGUUCUGUAUUAAUAUGCCUCGUAACGAACAUAUUUGUCUAUAAAAUUACCAGAAUCUUUUUUUGUCUGUAUUGUUGUUGACAAGUAUUUUGAAAUAAAUUACCAAAAUAAUUGAAA
Molecule: messenger RNA, 5346 nt
Organism: Caretta caretta (loggerhead turtle)
Lineage: Eukaryota; Metazoa; Chordata; Testudines; Cheloniidae
Gene: C1D
Product: C1D nuclear receptor corepressor
Biological process (GO): maturation of 5.8S rRNA; regulation of gene expression
Cellular component (GO): nucleolus; exosome (RNase complex)
Molecular function (GO): DNA binding; RNA binding
Source: RefSeq, a predicted model, not a curated record